AUGCAUUUCUCGAUCCGCGUGGCUGCGCUUUCCAUUCUCUCUACUUUAAGCUUUUGGCAUGUAUUCGCAAUCCCUGAUGUUGCCCCCCUCGGGCAGCAUGCAUCUACUCCCAAACGAUCAUUCGAUAGUUGGGUCUCUGUAGGCCACAAUGGUCAUUGGCCAUGCACGUUUGAACAACUCGAUGCCAUCGACAUCGCUGUUGAAUAUACCAAGCUCCUAGCAAGCGCGGCGAUAGUGGCUUUGGAUCAUGCAGGGACAAGGUCAACGGCAUACCUGCGUUGGUUUGGUAAAAAUAACACCUCCGAAUCUGAUCGGCUCUCCAUCAAAACCAAUCACUACGACGCCGUGAUCUCACAGCUAAGAGGACCGGAUUCAGGAACUGUGAAAAGCAUAGAAGAAGGCGGCCCCAAUCCGAAAAGAUUGGUGUAUGCCUGUCCCGCCGCGAGUAGCCCCUUGUGCAGCAACAAGGUGGCCGCAUCGGUCAUCAAUUUCGGCGACGAGGGUUUCAAGGUGAAUCUGUUGUACGUCUGCCCCCCAUUCUUCCAGUCAGUCAGCUACCACAAAUCGCUGUACGACUGGCAGUGGGGUCGUUACACGCCCUCGGCAGGGAUGAUUUUGCUUCACGAAAUGCAGCACCUUGAUGCCGUGGUGGGCGCGGACAGACGCAGCUUCGAUCACGCAUAUUCGGUUAGCGAUUGCGAGCAUCUCGACGACAGUGACAAACUUACAAAUGCACAGAAUUACGCAUUCUUCGCGUUGGAUGUAAAUGCGAGACCACCCAAAUAG
Molecule: messenger RNA, 786 nt
Organism: Colletotrichum orchidophilum
Lineage: Eukaryota; Fungi; Ascomycota; Sordariomycetes; Glomerellales; Glomerellaceae
Exons: 3
Coding region: 1-786 (261 amino acids)
Molecular function (GO): metalloendopeptidase activity
Source: RefSeq, a predicted model, not a curated record